AUGGCCAAAAGUGGACAGGCCCUGCCACAGGGCAGCCCAACACUAGUCCAGGAUCCCCACUUCAUCAAGGUGACAGUGAAGACGCCCAAGGACAAAGAAGAUUUCUCAGUUACAGACACUUGCACCAUCCAGCAGCUGAAGGAAGAGGUAUCUCAGCGUUUUAAGGCUCACCCUGAUCAGCUGGUCCUAAUCUUUGCUGGCAAAAUCCUCAAAGACCCUGACUCAUUGGCACAGUGUGGAGUGCGAGAUGGCCUCACUGUUCACUUGGUCAUCAAGAUGCAGCGUCGUACCACGGGCACUGAGUGCCCAGCUGCUUCAGCUCCGACCCCAGCCCCAAGCCCUGGAGUUCUCCCUCAGCCAAGCUCUGUUUAUCCAGCAGAUGGGCCACCCACCUUUAGCUUAGGUGUCCUCACAGGCCUCAGUGGGCUGGGUCUGACCUCUGGUAGUUUCUCUGACCAGCCAAGCUCACUGAUGUGGCAGCAUGCAUCUGUGCCUGAGUUUUUGGCUCAGAUUGUUGAUGACCUCUUCAUCCAAGGCCUGCUGUCCAACACAGGCCUGGUACACCAGCUGGUUCUUGACAACCCCCAUAUACAGCAGCUGAUCCAGCACAACCCUGAGAUUGGGCAUAUUCUCAACAACCCUGAAAUCAUGCGGCAGACACUGGAGUUUCUACGCAACCCUGCCAUGAUGCAAGAGAUGAUGCGUAGCCAAGACCGGGCACUCAGUAACUUGGAGAGUAUCCCAGGUGGCUACAAUGUGCUUCGGACCAUGUACACAGAUAUUAUGGACCCAAUGCUUAAUGCAGUACAGGAGCAGUUUGGUGGCAAUCCUUUUGCUGCUACCACUACUGCUAAUGCUACCACCAACAGCAGCCAACCUUCAAGGACGGAGAAUUGUGACCCUCUUCCCAACCCCUGGGCUUCCCCAUGUGGAGGCUCAGGUGGCAGGCAAGGCAGACAACCUGGGGAGCAAGAUGUAUCAGAAAUUAGAAAUAGGGUUGCCAACAUUCUGGGUAAUAUAAGGCUCUAUGACUAUCUCCAAUUACAUGAGACUCCCCAGUCCCUGGAAACCUACUUGCAGGGGACUGCUUCCACCCUCAGCCCAAGCCAAGAAGCACAUCCACCAGGAAACCAAGUGCCCCCAACUUCACCCUCAUCCCAGAAAUCUGAGGGAUCAGUAGCAAUCAAAGGAAUACCUCCCUGCCCAGGGUUGCUGAAAUACCCCACAGAGAACAGUACUGGACAAAAUGGAGGCCAAAAGAGUAUGACAGGGAAUGGCUUCACUGGUCACAGCACCAGCAUGCCUGAUCUUGUCUUGGGGCUGGGAAGUGCUGCCAGGACCCCAUUUGUUUCUUCACCACCAUCCCCGAUGGUGGCUACCCCUGGGAUUUCUGAGCAUGCCUGGCUGCCACCGUUAGCUUACCCAAGACCCCUGAGACCAGCCAGCAUGAAUCAGGCCCCACAGUUGCAGGAUGAGACGCACCGGCAGCUGCCACUGCUGCUGUACCUUCAGGCAGCCAUGGCAAACCCUCGUGCCCUGCGUGCUCUACUGCAGAUAGAGCAAGGUCUGCAGGUCCUGGCUACUGAAGCACCCCAUCUCCUGCUCUGGCCCACGCCUUGCCUAGUAGGAUUUGGAAAUACGGCAGGAGGUACAGAGCCUAGAGAGGAUGCCCUUGCACCUGAGGAUCUUCCCCCAGCCCCAGCUCCUGCGGUUUCCGCAGCACAGGGCUCUGUGGAAUUCGGCCUCCAUUCCACUCCCUUCCUCCAGAUACUGCAAGCCCUAGCUAGUGCCAACUCCCAGCAGCCUGAGACACACUUCCAGGUGCAGCUAGAACGGCUGCGGGCCAUGGGAUUUUUGAACCCUGAAGCCAAUCUCCAGGCCCUCAUUGCCACAGGGGGCGAUGUGGAUGCUGCAGUGGAGAGGCUGAGGCAGUCGUAG
Molecule: messenger RNA, 1938 nt
Organism: Hipposideros armiger (great roundleaf bat)
Lineage: Eukaryota; Metazoa; Chordata; Mammalia; Chiroptera; Hipposideridae
Gene: UBQLN3
Product: ubiquilin 3
Exons: 1
Coding region: 1-1938 (645 amino acids)
Biological process (GO): ubiquitin-dependent protein catabolic process
Cellular component (GO): cytosol
Molecular function (GO): polyubiquitin modification-dependent protein binding
Source: RefSeq, a predicted model, not a curated record